Molecule: messenger RNA, 3547 nt
Organism: Otolemur garnettii (small-eared galago)
Lineage: Eukaryota; Metazoa; Chordata; Mammalia; Primates; Galagidae
Gene: TMED8
Product: transmembrane p24 trafficking protein family member 8
Exons: 6
Coding region: 52-1032 (326 amino acids)
Source: RefSeq, a predicted model, not a curated record
UCCGGAGCCACUCGCGGCUGGCGGCGGAGACACUCCUGUGGCGAGCUGCAGAUGUCGGACCGGCAGGCGGCUGAGGGGCCGGGUUUCUGGAGCCCCGCAGACCGCCGAGGGUCGGCGGGCGGCGUCGGAGACGACCUGGGAGUGCAGGGGAGCCAGGCGGCCGCCUCAGAGAAUGAAGGUACAGAAAAUACUAAGGGUGCCUCUCUGUUGACUUCUGGCUCUGAUUCAGAACCCUGUUCCUCACCUCACAGGCCACAGAUGGUAUCUCCGGUAAGUAAGGAUGCCACAGAAGAACUGCAGAAAGCAGCUGGUGCCUUGGAGACUCAGGCAUUGGUGGAACAGGAUUUGCUGCCUACAGACCAAGCCCAGGUCCUCAGUGAGAUACCCAAGUAUCAAGUUCCACAAAGGUCUGGAGACAUCGUUAUGAUCCAGUCUGAGCAUACGGGAGCUAUAGACAUUGUUUCAGCUGAUUUGGAAUCUGCAGAUCUUCUGGGGGACCACAGGAAAGUCUCACCACCUCUGAUGGCUCCUCCAUGCAUCUGGACCUUUGCCAAGGUGAAGGAAUUUAAAAGCAAGCUGGGCAAAGAGAAGAACAGCCGUCUGGUGGUGAAGCGGGGCGAGGUGGUGACUAUCCGGGUACCUACUCACCCAGAAGGGAAGCGUGUCUGCUGGGAGUUUGCAACUGAUGACUAUGACAUUGGCUUUGGAGUUUAUUUUGACUGGACCCCUGUAACCAGCACUGACAUAACUGUGCAGGUCAGUGAUUCCAGUGAGGAUGAGGAUGAAGAAGAGGAAGAGGAAGAAGAGAUUGAAGAACCUGUUCCAGUUGGAGAUGUGGAGAGAGGCUCCAGGAGUUCCCUGCGGGGUCGCUACGGGGAGGUCAUGCCUGUGUACCGGCGAGACAGCCACCGAGAUGUGCAGGCUGGCAGCCAUGACUACCCUGGCGAGGGCAUCUACCUGCUCAAGUUCGACAACUCCUAUUCCCUGCUACGCAACAAGACUCUCUACUUCCACAUCUACUACACUAGCUGAAGAACUUCUGGGACAGGGGGCAGGCUGUAUUUGAUGGCUGAAGCAAGCUGCCAGCUGGUCCUCUUACUUGGGAUAGGCAAGAGCUAAAAGUGCAGCAUGAGGCUUCUGAGCCUCAUGGCCUGUCUGGUGUGCCUGACUGUUGACCCAACAUAGCUUUUUCCCUUCUUGGCUUCUUCAGGUGGUGGUGUAGUGCUUCUGUUCUGUGGUCCCUCACUCACGCUCUUCUUGGUUCAGACUCCUGCAAAAUCCCUCUGCAAAGGCACCUAUCAGGCGCAAGCCUAAAAGGAAGUAGAAUGUUGUCUUUUAAAAAUAGAUUUGUUUUGGUACAAGGUUUAUCAUUCAGAUUGCUGCUGUCGCCUUUCCCAGAACUCUUAUUGCUGCUGCAUUUAAUGGUAUCCACUCUCUUUACUUUUUGUGGUGCCAGAAGAGGGAAAAGCACAUUGUCCAUGAGGGAGCCCAGUCUCUUGGAUGGAGAAAGCUGUGUCCAGCCUCUUACCACUGCCAUAUUCCUGCCUGCUGGUUAUUCUUGGUCUCUGCAUAGUCUGGGAGACCUCACUGCCUUUGGAAGGAUAUUAUUAUUCCUGAUGGUUAGAUGCCUUGUCUUUUCUCUUUCCUAAGUCUUUGUUAUUGCCAUUACAGCAAGAACUUUUCAUGCAAUCUAAAGUGAUGAUCAAUGUAACCUAAGAUCUUCUGGAAAGAAAAACUGCCUCUAUUAUUUCCUGUUCCAAGAGUUAGUUUCCCUUCCCUGGGGGACUGGCAGUCAAAGUGGAUAAGGUAGAAACUAGGUACUGGGUUGAUCUCAGAACCCACAUCGUUGAAAGUUAUGUUAUUAAUUAAUUAUUUUUUGUAUAAUCAAAGAAGGAAGGGUAUCAUUUAUGAGAGAUUUUUAAAAAAACACUCCAGAUUUCCCACAACUUUUUUUUUUGUCUUUAGAGCAGGAGUGCUAUUUGGAAUUUUGCUUUGGAACCAAAUGCAGUGAAAUCUAAUCAGGUUUCCAGUGGGUUUCUGUAUUGAGGGCUUAAAGCUUUUGGUGUUCAGAGUCCCUUUGGAAAGAUGAUAAUAAGCUUCACUGUUGCUGCUGAUUGUAUUUGUUCUUCAUUGACCAAAGCUUGCAUUUCCCUGGUGACAGCCUUCCCCACUCUACUAACCCGGAUGCCCUGGAGGGCCCCAUAAUGUAAGUGGUGCUGUAGCCAGUGGUCAUUGGGGCACUAGUGGCCAGGCCUCAGGUGGAGAAGGAGAAUGAAAUGAGACCUCAGUGGUUGUCUGUCCCUUCUUGUUUUUUAUUCCUUAGUCUGUUACUGCCUCCAGAUUUUGAGGAAUAAUUAGAUUUAUUUAUUACUUUAUUUAUUAAUUUUUUUUUAGCACGUUUCAUUUUGCCCUUGAAACAGUUUCCAUCUGUUUCUCAGAAGGCUUUCCAUCUGUUCUGAGCCACAGAGCCACCUCUUCUGUAGUGUUAAAGAUAAUAAUUUCAGGAGAAUUUGGGAAGUGACAACCUUCCAUUUCUGAGAGUCAGUCCUAUGAUUCUUGGGGAGGAGUCUCAGCCUCCAGAGAUGGAGGGUGCCAAUUCUACCCAUGUUUAGGGUACAGCCCAGCAUUCCUUGGAAGGAAUUCUAAGUUGUGAGGGAAUUGGCUCAUUCACUAGGAUUGAGAGUAGAAGAAUUGCCUAGCCAAUCAGAGAUAUUCUGUGAUUCUAGGAUUUCAGAGUCCUUUGCCUCCUCCAAGGAAGCACUUUCUCGAUGCUUCCUUUGGACUCACUCCUCACACCAAGCCUCUCCUCCCUCCAGUACCAGUAAAUCAAAGAACAGAACGCCUCCCAGUAGGUCUGCAGUAGCAUCUACAAUAUGAACAAAGGGUAAUACGUCCUGCCCCUUCUGUUUUCCUGGGAGCAGGACAGGAUGUUGUGGAUGUCCAUAGCAUUCCCAUUCUCUGAGCAGCAUCAUACCUCCAUUAUUUUAUAUUUGCAGAUGUGUUUUGUAGAGGAUUACACUGGCCCAAAUUUCUAUGCCUUGUUAAGUUAUUUUAGUGACUGUCUAUUUAGGCAGUAAAAAGCGAACUUGCCAUAUAUUAUCCCAUCAGAUAGCUGAGAUUUCAUCAUUGAAGUUGAUCAUGCCUUAGCUAGUUGAAUAUAAUCUUUGUAAAAUAAUUUUAUACUGAGCUAUUUUCUAGUCAGCUAAAGGCUUUGUUAUUUUUCUUGUUUAUUCUUAACUUCUCAUUUUCUCUCAAAAUGGAGCUGUCAGGUCAUACAGAGCAAACUCCCAAGGAUAACACUUAUUAUUUAUCAUUUAUUUUUGCCAUAAGAUUUUCUUUGAUUAGUUUCUUUGGAAUCCUCGUUUGUUGCAUCACAGAAGCCUGAACAAUGUGUUCCUCUUGCCUCUGUGUGGCUGUUACUGUCUGGUCACUUUUCAAGUCCUGGGUAUUGUUACAUUUCAUUCUAUAUUGGUUUUAUACCAACAGUCAGGUUUCUUUGUUCCAUUGUCACAAAAUAACUAAAUGAAAAUAUUUUCACUAAUUCAUU